AUGUUUGUGGAAAUCUUCAAGCACACGUUUGUGUCUUUCGCUUUUGGAAUUGCGUCACUUGGUUAUGGUCGUUCCGCAGAAAGUCGUAUUAGCCAUCGGACACAUGGUUUGCUCAGCACCACAUUAUUUGAGUUCCCCCAACGACAUGUCUGUAAUACUGAUUCCAUUAACUUGCGUUCUAAUUCUUCUGCACAGUACAAACCACGGACUAUCAACCGUCCUCUGCAACCCAAUGACUAUUUUCCUAAGGAGAACAUGCACUGCCAGCAAGCUUAUCCCGUGUCUCAGGAUGUCUUACCGCAGUACGGAAUCCUCAAAGAUGAAGAUGUGGACAAGGAACUCGGUCCUCAAUCCGACUGCUGUCUAGCCUCAUCUGAUCCUCUAUUAUACGGACCUGGAAAAGUUGACUGUAUCGUGGCUACAGUGUUCCUCGUCACCUUUAUUCUAUGCAUACUGGUGGGAACAUUGUUAACAUUAUUUCACUACGUUGCUGGAAUUGAGUUCAACACGAUUAACCGAGGUCGUGUUGUCGGCCCUGUGCUGAUUGGUCUUAGCCCUAUUCCGGUUCUUUUUCUCAUUUUCUUUGCCUGUCGAGCCCAGGAAAAGAUUUCACUUCAGGUAGAACGAAUGAAAGCCACUCAAUCGGCUCGCCAGCAGAUUGCCUACCGACAAUACCAGGUAUCCGCCGAUCGCUCUGCUCGCGGUGCAUCACACCCAACUGCAGACUGCUUAACUCCGGCUUCAGCAACAACACCAAACACUUCCAAGUCUGUUUUCAAACCCCGGAAACCUAGUGAUGUAUCCGCCGUUAAUGUUCACAAUUCACAGCCGGCAGGACAAAACAGGGGGUUUGUGCUUGCUCGAUGA
Messenger RNA from Opisthorchis viverrini, 867 nucleotides. RefSeq lists its product as hypothetical. The transcript has 3 exons. NCBI's taxonomy places the organism in Eukaryota, Metazoa, Platyhelminthes, Trematoda, Opisthorchiida, Opisthorchiidae. Bases 1 to 867 code for a protein of 288 amino acids. The record is from RefSeq and is a predicted model, not a curated record.